AUGGUGUCAAGACGAGACGAGAUGCUGGGCUCCUUUGCCUCGACGAUGAAUGCACUCGUCGAUGCAGUCUCCUCGCCGAGCUCACAGUCCGGCUCGAGUUCGAGUGCACAACAGAACGCCGAAAGAGGCAUCACUCACACCGGUGAUCGACUGGCUCGCAACAUCCAAUCUGGCCUGACCACAGUCCUCGAUAGCAACUCACGGCAGGUACAGCUCGCAGAGCCGACUGUUCGGGACGUAGCCCCGCCCGCUGCUUCGUCUGCCUCGACAUCGCGAGCGGCCGAUCCCGUGAAUGAGGACGAGCUGCCAUCGUACACUCGUCGUGCGCCCAAGGUUCGACAGUCAGUCGUUGAUACGGAAGAGACACGCAAUGCUAUCCUGAGCAAUCUCAAAGAGCACUCUUUUACGAGCAAGUCCUCACGACUCGAGCUGACAGUGCAGUCUGCUUCUGCCAAUCAGUACCCGCUCUUUGUGCAGGAUCUCUUGACAUCUAUCGCCGGUCAAGUCAUUGUCAAUCUCGAGAAAGACGAGCCCAUCUCGGCCGUCAGACUACGUGUCAAGGGCGUGGCCCGUACGCUUGCCUAUCGUAUCCAAGGCAAUGGGCGCCAUCCUGUCCUGUCCGAGCUCAUCUUCCACGAAGAAUCACGCUUGCUAUACGAGCAGACGGAUCCCAGCCAGAACCUCGCUCGUGGGAUCUACAAUUUCGACUACAAAUUCGAUCUGCCAGAGCGACUGGCAGACGGAUCUGCCCUCCCACCCAGCUUCUCACUGGCAACCAGUGACCCUGGCGCUCUCGGCAGAUCAAUGGAAGCCGCAUCCGUCAAGUGGUACAUGAAGCUCACCCUGGCUCGUCGUGGUCUUUUGCGGCCGAAUGAGCGCCUAUUUGCGCCCAUUGUCUAUCUAUGUCGUCAACCCCUCCCUGCGCCCAGUCCGCUACGCGAGCUUGCCAUCGCACACGGUCAGAAAGCACCUGGCCCGCUCGAAGAUCCGCCAGGCUGGCAAGGCAGGAAGAGCAAGCUAACGUGCAAGAAAGGCGUCUUCAAGGCAAAGCAGGCCUGGUUCGAAAUUGUCGUGCUCGUUCCAAAGCCAUCCGUGUUCGCGCGAGAGUCCGACGGCAUCGAGUUCUACCUCAAGAUCACCUCUAGCGAUCCAGAAGUGACGUCUGAUUUCCCCAACAGCGCCAUACGCGUCAUGCUUGUCCAGCGUACGGCUGUCAGUGCACAGGGCUUACAAGAUACCCACGAGACGCUGAUUGCGAAUGCAAACUUGCACUCUUCUGGCGCAGACAAGGGCGCAAAGUUCGCCACGUCAGAUCCAGAGACAACCGGUAUAUGGUCCAAGAAAGCUACAGGGACGAUCAGAAUACCCGCACACCUAGUCCCGAGCUUUCAGUCACCUAGCAUACACGUCUCCUAUGUUGUCAUGGUACAAGCCACGGCGCCAGGAACGCCCGCACUCGUCACGAUACCCGUCGACAUUGUCGCAACCCAGACAAAGAGUCUUGGCAUACACGGCAAAGCAGCAGCCAAGCCGCAGGAUGCGCCUCAAGUCGAUCUUCCCCCAAGCUAUUUCUCAGUGGUCGAGGAAAGCAGAUAA
Mixia osmundae IAM 14324 is the source of this 1596-nucleotide messenger RNA. RefSeq lists its product as uncharacterized. The coding region runs from base 1 to 1596 and encodes 531 amino acids. Gene Ontology annotation, cellular component: cytoplasm. Lineage: Eukaryota; Fungi; Basidiomycota; Mixiomycetes; Mixiales; Mixiaceae. Gene Ontology annotation, biological process: protein transport. The transcript is spliced from 5 exons. The record is from RefSeq and is a predicted model, not a curated record.